GAAAGCUAUUAGCGGCAAAAGUGCGGUUAUAACAGCCCUUUGAGGAUGUUAAUCCCGAAACUUCACGAUGAAGAAUCCGCAUUAUCGGGUUUAGGUUCCAAAAAGAGGAGAGAAACUAAAAAGAGACCAACUUGAAACGUAUUAGGGUGUUUCAUGCACUUGGCUAUGGAGGUCGCGUGUGGUAUUUUUAGCACUUCAUUCCUCAAGUUCUUUCUUUGGGUACAUUUGGCAAGCCGCAUAGAAGGCCGAGUCAAUGAAGCCCCGUGGGCGAUAUUCAAGUCUUUAUUAAUGUAUUACUUCUAUAGAUUACAUAUAUAUAUAGAUAACAUGACGUGCUCCUCUAUGGAAUUAUUGUUUGGAAGCAUUUAACCAUCCCUACCAUUCGUCGACGAGAAAAUACUCGAGGUAGGCCUCUCCAGCCUCUGUUCU
Molecule: messenger RNA, 429 nt
Organism: Fusarium redolens
Lineage: Eukaryota; Fungi; Ascomycota; Sordariomycetes; Hypocreales; Nectriaceae
Exons: 1
Coding region: 154-369 (71 amino acids)
Source: RefSeq, a predicted model, not a curated record